AUGGCGACUGUAUCAAAUACAGAACAGGUGAAUGCGAUCGAAUUUUCUUCUUUUCAUUUUGUUUUUUUUUCAGAAAAGGACCUUCGAUUAUGUCAUGCUCAAAAUCCUUCUCGUCGACUUCUUGCGGAAUACGAACCUCUCGUUCUCCACAGCAGAUAACAAGAAAUUUCAAACGAUUUUGGAAUAUUUGCGACCCGAUUUGGCUUUCCUCCCAACAAGCUCAGAACUGAUAGUAAGUUGCUUCCUUCUAAAGGUUUUCAGACUCAACAGUCGUACGUUUUCAGAAACUUAAUAUAGAAGAAAGCAGUGCGUUCCAAUGCUGGGAACAUCUUGAGAAGACGUUGAACAGCGAUGUGACUGCCAGCCGGAUCGAUUUAGCUAAUAAAUUGAUCGCAAAGCAGAGAUGUGGUGAGCCGGUUGCGAUGUUGCGCUCUGAGGAUAAACCGGAUUUAUCCCCGUAUUCAUCCAACACUUGCUAUAGUUUGCAAACAGUAGCGCCAGGGAUUGAAGAAGAUGGCAACGGGCCGUUUGUGGAUCGGGAUAUCAAAUCUGAGCCGAUGUACGAAAACGAAUACGGAUACGAGCAGAUGGUGCACGAGUCGAAGCCGGAUUGGUCAGCUUACAUGCCAAGCAGCACUAUCGAGACGGAGUACAAAACUGAACCGUGUUUCACCCCAUUGAACUCUUAUCGCGGAAACAAUGUUGGAUCGCAAGAUUAUCAAAUCGGGGAGUCAUCAUGCAAUGUUCAGCCGGAGGAAUUCUACGAUGAGCCAAUGAAAUCUUCCUCAAAUGCAUCGCAACUCUCUCGCUCGGACGCUGGUCAGGACGUGAAGUCUGAAGCCUUCCUACUUUCAUUUAACGACCUGUUGCAAUACACUGAUUCGCUGGCAAGCAGCGAGCAAAUCACUCAGAAUGACGUGAUCAUGAGGCCCAACAUCGCUUUUCACAAACGACGCCACACAAAGACGGACAUGCUCUUGGCGUUCAAACACAUUCCCGGAAUCGCUUCUUGGCCGUGUAUUGUGUGCCAUGAACGACUUGAGCCCAGCAAGAUCCGUUCGAUCAACAACAAUGACGCCUACAUCAUGAUUUACGUGUGUGUCGCCAAAAAUACGUACACGCUCGAGAUUGCAAAAACUAUCGCUAUACUGCAAAAGUUCAAAUGCUGUGUGUGUCAUCUAGAUGAAUUGGUGAGUUGUUUCUAUUGUCAGGAAUAAAUUCAGAUGUACAUAUUCAUGUUUUCAGUACGACAGUGCUGUCCAACUGCUGGGCAUUACAAAUCCGGAGAAAGAUGUGACUACGGACAACCUUAAGAUUGUCGAAGCGUAUAAUGUCAUCAAAGCCAUCAAAGAUACUCGUUAUCCCCCGAAGUUGCUCCAUGACGGAAGUCGGAAGCACAUCGCCCCCUUCUGCCGAUCGGUGAGAAGCUUCCUGGCCACCUAUGGCCGCCCCAAGCCCAAGCCCGUGAGUAUCUUCCCACUUGUUGUCUUUCAGUUUCCAUGGCAAUCUGAUGUCUUGGCAACAAGCAGACGCGUAUUGAUUUCGUACUCACGUGUCUCCCUCAUCCAACCACUCACUAAUAGGCCAAAUUAUGUAUACAUUCAUUUUGCAGGCAACCAUCAAGAACCGCAUCCACGAAAAACCUUAA
This is a messenger RNA of Caenorhabditis sp. 36 PRJEB53466, 1648 nucleotides long. NCBI's taxonomy places the organism in Eukaryota, Metazoa, Nematoda, Chromadorea, Rhabditida, Rhabditidae. The record is from the annotation of a GenBank genome assembly.